Caenorhabditis elegans is the source of this 1140-nucleotide messenger RNA. RefSeq names its product PAN-3 domain-containing protein (gene F22B3.7). Bases 1 to 1140 code for a protein of 379 amino acids. The transcript is spliced from 9 exons. The record is from RefSeq and is marked reviewed. NCBI's taxonomy places the organism in Eukaryota, Metazoa, Nematoda, Chromadorea, Rhabditida, Rhabditidae.
AUGCUUCUCGAUGCAAAUGCUCCUCGACAUCAAAACUACAGGAAUAUUUGCAAAUUUGCUCACGGAACACCAAUUGUUGCACGAAAAUCUUUUCGUCAUUAUUUCGGAGAGUUCAGGGAAAUUGGUUUGUUCAUUUCAUUCUUCAUACUCUCUCCGAAGAAGAUGAAAAUGAUUCUAUUAAGCUUUUUUGGACUUUUAAACUUCGUUAAUGCUGAUAUGAAAAUGAUGCUGGUAUGGGGCCAGCCAAAUUCUGUACAAAAAGCGAUAAUCAAUAGAACAUUGACAUGGAAUGAAUGUAUUGAUACUUGUUACGAUUCACAGGAGUGUGUGAUGGCUUGGAAGGCCGACGAUAUUUGUGUAAUGUAUAAUUAUAAUGCAAUCAGUUCAGUAUCUCAGACAACUUCCGUAAAUGAAUCAAUUGUUGCAUGGAAGGUAGAUGCACCAAUAGGAGAAUGUCCAAAAGGCACAAAUGCCCCAACUUUUGACAAUCAAAAUGCAACGGGAACUCUCUUUGUUGACUACGUUCCUUCGAAAUGGGCAAGGCAUGUUAAUUACAAUAUUUAUUCUGAUGGGGAUGUAUGGAAAAUGUCAUAUAGUGUGAACUACAGUUGCAACAAAAAUUUCUUGGGUUACGUGGGUCAUGCAGAUGGAUCAGGUUUAUGUACUGUCGACUUUUAUGAUGAAGAAGGAUCUUAUUCAUAUGAUUGGUCGAUGAUGUUGUGCAAAAACUUUACUAAUGGCACCCUAGCCGGCUUAAUUUAUCCAGAACAUUUCGCAUGGUUUGAAGAUGACGUACGAACCAAUCUAUUUCCAUUGCUUAAAACUCCUCAAACUUAUGCUAGGAUGGACGGAAUGAGGACCACUGCUUGUAGAGCUACACCAAAAACUGCAGAGUGUAUGUCACCGCAGGGUUUCACAUUCGCCGGACCGCCAGUGACAACAUUCGAAAAUUACAAUUGGGUUACUGAUGCAUCUGCAAUGGCGACUCCAGACGAUAACUGCCUUGUGUUGGUUUUUGAUAAUAACAAUACUCCAAAAGUUGAUGUUAAAGGGUGUUCUGGAGCCACAAGUCCGCUGAGCGCGCAUGUAGCAUUGUGCUCUACUCCUGCUUGGAAGUUUAACAUUGUCCGUGUUAAUUGA